CCCAAAGCAUCCAGAGCGCUGGCAAGGCUCUUUGCCAAAUCAACUGCCCGCUCAUUCACACUAGCACUCACUCACAGAGUGCAUGCAACAUUGAACAUCCCCCUGUAUAGGGCCAGACACGAGAUCACUACUUUCAAUGUCAUCUACAGCCGAAGUUCCGCGCAGAGGCGGUCGCUACACUCAUGCAGAGGCAAUCCUUGGUUCAGGAGCUCUGCAACAGAUUGGCUAACACCAAGGUUUUACUUGUUGGCGCGGGAGGUAUCGGGUGCGAACUGCUCAAGAAUGUCGUGUUGACGGGGUUCGGACACAUAACCCUAUUAGACUUGGAUACUAUAGACCUCUCCAACCUCAAUCGCCAAUUUCUCUUUAGGAAGAAAGAUAUUAAGCAGAGCAAAGCCAUGGUCGCCGCUCAGACCGCAGGUGCAUUCAACCCAAAUGUACAUAUCUACCCUAUCCACGCCAACAUCAAAGAACCUCAGUUUGACAUAGAGUGGUUUCGAGGAUUCGACAUCGUGCUAAACGCACUGGACAAUCUGGACGCGCGACGGCACGUGAAUAAGAUGUGCAUGGCUGCUGGCACUCCGUUGGUUGAGUCCGGCACAGCGGGAUAUCUCGGCCAGGUGCAACCGUUGUUGAAGGAUCGAACGGAGUGUUUCGACUGUGUACCGAAACCUACUCCAAAGUCGUUCCCGGUUUGUACGAUCCGGUCCACACCCUCUCAACCUCUCCACUGCAUCGUCUGGGCCAAAAGUUAUCUUCUCCCUCAAUUAUUUGGUGAAGACGAGGAUGGCACUGCAGAGUUAGAUGAUGCGGAGAAGCAGGGCGAGAAUGCCCAAGAGAUUGCGGCAUUGCGUAAGGAGGCUUUGGCAUACAAAGCCGUCCGUAAAGCCUUGCGCGCCGCCGGCCCAACAAAUGAUGCACCCAAGACCGUCUUCCGAAAAGGUUCAUAUGUCGCUGAGUUGUGUUCUCGCAUGUAUCCUAACAUUCUUUCUUGGGAGGUUUUUCACAGUGACAUCCUAAAUCUCUUAUCUAUGACGGACAUGUGGCGGUCAAGAGCCCCACCAACACCGCUCGAUUUCCAUGCCAUAGAAAAUGGUUCUUUCGUUAUUCAAGAGGCUGUGAAAUCGCACACAGCGGCUGGUAGUGUCAACGAGACAUCAUCAGGCAAACCGGCAGUUAAUGGUCACGUCAAUGGCAACGCUGCCCCACAGAUAAAUAGGACAAACGCAGGCCUAAAGGAUCAAAGGGCAUUGAGCCUACAGGACAAUCUCGCACUCUUCGUCUCAAGUACGAAUCGUUUGGCUGCGAGAUUGCAAGCCGGCGAAGAAACAAUAUCAUUCGACAAGGACGACGACGACACCCUCGACUUCGUGACGGCUGCUUCCAACCUUCGUUCGGCAGCGUAUUACAUUGAGCGGAAGACUCGGUGGGAAGUUAAAGAGAUGGCUGGUAAUAUCAUACCCGCUAUCGCUACGACAAAUGCCAUCAUUUCGGGGCUUAUCGUCCUGCAAGCGCUCCAUGUUCUUCGAAAGUCCUACGGCGCCCUCAAAAAUGUUCAUUUACAAUUCAAGCCCACCGUGCCGCUCAGUACCGUCAACUUAUGUCUGCCAAACCCAAAAUGUGAGAUCUGUCGGGACACAUACACGACGGUGUUGUGUGAUCCGGCAAAAGUAACACUUGGAGAAGUCCUUGACGGCAUUCUUGGUGACGGCGAUGGUGAGCGUGGUGGCACGGGUCGGCGAGAAGUCAGUGUGUAUGAGGACAAGCGCAUACUGAGCGACCCUGACUGGGAUGACAAUUUGGAUCGCACGUUGGAAAGCUUGAAUGUUACGAGGGGUAAGUUCCUGACGAUCGUUGACGAGGAGGGCGAGUGGGGAAAUAUCGCAGUCGCAUUGAGCGUGCUUCCGGCUAACCAUCUUGUUAAUAGUCCAUCAUUAAUAUUACCGUCUCCUCUACCCAAACCCAAUUAUACACCACGCCACUCAAGUCCCUGUGCCCCCAGUAUCGAGGAAUUAGGUCCUUCAAGCAAGCGGCCGAAAAUAAAUGGCACGAUAAACUGGAGAUUGGAAGAGGAUGGACUGAUCAUGCUUUCGGGUGAGACGGACGAGGCAGAUGAUGAUGUGAUUGUGAUAGACUGA
Molecule: messenger RNA, 2138 nt
Organism: Pisolithus orientalis
Lineage: Eukaryota; Fungi; Basidiomycota; Agaricomycetes; Boletales; Pisolithaceae
Exons: 12
Coding region: 183-2138 (651 amino acids)
Biological process (GO): protein sumoylation
Cellular component (GO): SUMO activating enzyme complex; cytoplasm
Molecular function (GO): SUMO activating enzyme activity
Source: RefSeq, a predicted model, not a curated record